ACACAUGAUGUCAUUGAGUGAAAACACUUGCUCUUGCUUAAAAUCUUUUUCUGAAAGGUGUUUUUGUAAUGGGAUUGAACGAAAUAUCAAUGAUGGUAUUUAGAUGGCUCACACUGCCUUCCAGUUUCAACAUUAUAGGGUGCCUUCCACACUUCUACCAUCUUGUCAUUGCCUUAUUUAUGUGUGCUCAAGCAAAGUCUGAAUUGAAUUGCACAAAUUUGUGUUGUUAUUGCAUGGAGAAGAUCCUUGAACGGUAUGAGAGAUACUCAUAUGCAGACAGGCAGCUUUCAGCAACUGAAUUGGACUCACAGGGAAACUGGACUCUGGAACAUGCAAAGCUCAAGGCAAGAGUGGAGACGUUACAAAGAAGCCAAAGGCACUUUAUGGGAGAAGAUUUAGAUUCCUUGAGUCUUAGGGAGCUUCAAAAUUUGGAGCACCAGAUUGAUGCAGCUCUUAAACACAUUAGGUCAAGAAAGAACCAACUCAUGCAUGAAUCCAUUUCUGAUCUCCAGAAGAAGGACAAAGCAUUGCAGGAUCAAAAUAGCUUGCUUGCAAAGAAGGUCAAGGAAAAGGAGAAGGAGCUGGCCCAACAGGUUCAGUGGGAGCAGCAGAAUCAUGACUUGAACCCAUCCUCAUUGGUUCCGUCACAUCCCAUGGACAUUGGUGAUGCGUACCAGGCAGGAGGCAGUGGAGAAGUAGAAGACAUUACUCCGCGGCAUCAUCAAACUAACACAGUCAUGCCCCCUUGGAUGCUUCGCCACCUUAAUGGAUAG
Molecule: messenger RNA, 773 nt
Organism: Ilex paraguariensis (yerba mate)
Lineage: Eukaryota; Viridiplantae; Streptophyta; Magnoliopsida; Aquifoliales; Aquifoliaceae
Source: the annotation of a GenBank genome assembly